AUGAGGCUACUCUGUCUACACGGCGUGGGUAGUUCGGCGAACAUUUUGGAAAACCAGCUGCGUUCAUUUCUUCAAGCUGUCGAUCCAGCAUACGAGUUUAUAUUUGUCGAUGGUCCAUUUGCGUCGCCGCGAGGCCCAGGUGUAAGCGCGCACGUCGAAGGACCUUUCUUCUCUCAUACAGUGGGAUAUUCGCCUUUGAAGAUGGCUGAAGCGUUGGAUUACAUCGAUGAAACCUUGGACGAGCUUGGUCCUUUUGACGGUGUGUUGGGCUUCAGCCAGGGCGCGGCCGUGCUCAUCGCAUAUAUGUACCAGCACGAAGCAUGUCGGAAACCAUUGCCCUUUAAGUUCGCUCUCAUCUUCUCGUCUGUAAUGCCAUGUUCCGAUGACAUUGGUUACUGCCAGGGUAUUUUCGAUCGACUACGAUCUCAUCGGCGGGAGUUGACAGCACCGCCCGCGGCAGGCGCCGUGCCAUCUCCAUUGCGCGAGGAGCGCAUAUUUAUCGACCUCCUCUUGCGGACCGUUGUGCCGGCCAGAAAAAAUCGCGCUAUGCUCCCGGACUUUGAUUUGGGUGUCUACACGGAAGGUGAUGGCCUUGACGCACCUAGACUCAUGCACCCCCUACUGCUCAAAGAGAGGAUUCAUAUACCCACUGUACACAUCACAGGAAAGCGCGACUCUAAUUUCAUGCGCAGCAUGUCUGAAGCUGCGCGGGGCCUGUGCGACGACAAGUUGGUGAAGAAGCUGGAACAUGGCGGCGGCCAUCAUCCGCCGCAGAAGGACGUCGAGAUCAAGGCUGUCAUUAGGGCUAUGGACUGGGCGAUCGCACAGUCGCAGAAAGGGUUGAGUUUACAUCUAUGA
Messenger RNA from Dothidotthia symphoricarpi CBS 119687, 858 nucleotides. Its product is annotated as DUF341 domain protein. The coding region runs from base 1 to 858 and encodes 285 amino acids. The record is from RefSeq and is a predicted model, not a curated record. Lineage: Eukaryota; Fungi; Ascomycota; Dothideomycetes; Pleosporales; Dothidotthiaceae. Gene Ontology annotation, cellular component: cytoplasm; nucleus. The transcript is spliced from 2 exons.